GGGGUGAAGCGCCCGAGGCUAGGGUCAGUGGCUAAGCGAGGAAAGGUGGCGAACCCCUAAUUUCUGGAGCGGGGCCGCCAAAGCCGCACCUCUUGCUAUAAUAAGCAAAUGCAGAGGAGGUGGCCUUGGGGAAGACUCAAGAGGGAGUAACUUGGCCCACCCUCUCACGAUUUCAGCCCCCUUUCAAUAGGAUUGGCGUGGGUAGGGCCGGCCCACCCCAUGAAGCAAGGAAAACGCUUGAAAACCCUUUUCUUGAAGGAGGGAUGACAUGUAAUGGACCAGAUAACUGUGAAGCUCGUGCCACUCCAGAGGAUGAUCCUGACCAAGAUCUUGCUAAAGAAUGCUCCAGACUACAAACAUUUACCAAUUUUCCAAGUCACUGUCCUAUCUCCUCCUCAACUCUAGCCCAAGCUGGUUUCUUCUACACUGGAGAGGGAGACAAAGUAAAGUGUUUUAGUUGUCAUGCAGUCAUUGAAGGAUGGCAAAAUGGGGACUCGGCAGUUGGAAGACAUAGAACUGUUUCUCCAAACUGCAAGUUUAUUAAUGCCAUUAAGAUUCUGAAGAAUGAUACGCAUUCUGUUUUCCCAAACUGUUCACACAGAACUGAAAUCAGCCUUGCAGCUGACUCUCCCCAACCCCCUCUUGAUCCAUCCUCUGAUCUCUAUGCAGAUUAUCUUUUGAGAAGUGGGCAAGUGGUAGAUCUCUCUGGUUCUCUGUACCCCAGAAAUCCUGCCAUGUGUAGUGAAGAAGCCAGGCUGAGAUCUUUUCACAACUGGCCCUCCCAUACUCUUAUCACUCCGAAAGAGCUGGCCCAUGCUGGACUCUAUUACACUGGCACUGGUGAUGAAGUUGAGUGUUUCUGCUGUGGAGGAAAACUGAAAAACUGGGAACCUUCUGAUCGUGCUUGGUCAGAGCACAGACGCCACUUCCCUAGGUGUUUUUUUGUCCUCGGCCACGAUGUGGGAAAUGUUGGAAGUGUUUCAAAUCAAUCUGGUGAUACCAGCCUGGAUAGAAGUGACAUACAUAAUGCUGACCUUCCCCAAACUCCAUCUAUGGCAGAUUACGAAAACCGAAUCAAGACUUUUGCAACAUGGAGGUAUUUGGUUAGCAAGGAGCAACUUGCCCAAGCAGGCUUUUAUAGCCUAGGUAAUGGUGAUAACGUUGCAUGCUUUCACUGUGGUGGAGGAUUACAAGAGUGGAAGACAGAUGAAGAUCCUUGGGAGCAGCAUGCAAAAUGGUUUCCUGGGUGCAAAUACCUGAUAGAAGAAAAGGGGCAAGACUUUGUGAAUAACAUUCAUUUAACACCACAACAGGAUUCUACAAUAGAGGAAGCAGAGAAGUUUUCACACUUUACAGAUGAGGAACUUUUACAGAACCAGCUGGUACAGAAUGCAAUGCACAUGGGUUUCAGCCUGGAUGAAAUUAGGAGCACUGUGGAAAGGAAAUGUCAUCUGUCCGCAGAGGGCUACAGAUCUAUUGAGACAUUGGUCACUGACUUAAUCAGUGCCCAAAGAGAUAAUAACCCUAGUGCAUCCUGCGAAAGCACCUUGCAAAAAGAUCUCAGUGCUGAAGAGAAAUUAAGAAGUUUGCAAGAAGAAAAGCUUUGCAAAAUCUGUAUGGAUAAAACUAUAUCAGUAGUCCUCAUUCCUUGUGGACAUCUUGUUGCUUGUAAGGACUGUUCUGAAGCGGUUGACAAAUGUCCUUUGUGUUGCACAGUUAUUACAAAAAGGCAGAAGGUAUAUAUGUAUUAAUAAAAGCAUCAUACUAUGCAACUGGAAAACUCCUACCAUUACAGAAAUAGAUUGACUGCAUAUGCAGUGUUAAUAUGUAAAUGGUUUUAAAGGAAAUUAAGCUUAAAUUGAAUGCACUGAUUUACUCUAUGAAUUAUGUAGCUGCUAAAUUGUGUGUACUUUGACUCACUUUAGUCCUGAUGGCCUGACCCCGAGAGCCACAAUGUAUGUAGAGGCAUCAGAAAGCUGUCCUGAGAUGGUAUAUAGGGCAAUAUUUAGUUAUGUCACCCACCACCACCUGCAGUCUGAAGGGAUACAGCUCAAGCAGAAGCUUACUUCCCCAGUAAGAACUAGGCUAGAGUUGCCCUGAGGUCUAGCCAAAGUUUUGUCCCAUGAAUGGCAAAGUGUUUGAAGAAUGUUUCACACCAGGGCAGAGAGAAUCGGUAGAUCAACAUUAUUUUAUAUCGCUUAGGAUGCAGUGGCAAGUUGAUUGCACUUCAUGUGUCUUUGUCAUAGAAAUGGAAAGCACAUUAUAUCUCUACAACAUUCAGUUUUCAUAAUGCAUGUAUAUAAAUAAUUUAUGUUGUUGUUUUAUGUCUAGACCUUCUAGGAUGUUUGGGGAGUUUCAGAACAAUAGCUUUUUGUUGGUGUUUUUAACUCUAAUGACUCUUUAGUCUCCAGUUGAGAGUUGAAUUGCUGAUGGGGAACCUCUCCUAUAUGUCAGAAGGCUUAUUCCAGUGAUUUGAAGGAAAUAGUUGAAAAUUAAUCCUAUUUUGUACAAUUUGUAUUUCAAAAUAUUUACAUCUACUAGUGUUAAAUGUCAGGUGGUUAUGUUUCCCCUUCCACCAGCUCACUUAAUAUAUUUGUUACUGGUGUCUCUUUCUUGUUGACUUUGCAAAUGGAUUUGUUGAAUUUUGCCAUUCUGUAGAUCUAUAUAUAUCAUGCUGCUUACUAUCAUGGUUAGAUCUGCAUGAACACUAACUGAAAAUAUGUGUGACAUCUUACAUGCAUAAAUCUAUAUGAUUUGGGCUUUUUCCAUUAAACUGCAACAUUACAGCUGCAGUUCUGCCUGAGUUCUAUAUUUGGAAAUGCUGUUGACUUUAUUGGGAGUUACAAAAGAGCAUAGGAUUGCAAUAUUUGGGCUUGAUUUAAAACACUGUUAGGACCAUUCCCUUAAGUUGCUAGAAGGAGCAGCAUGGUGGCACAGAUAAGUCUCUGAGCCCCAGGGCUGGCAGCAAGUUUUUGUAGUAGCUGUAGGGCACCAUGCCCUGCUGCUCUGUGGAACUGCAUUGUGGAACAGGCUUUAAAUGUAUUUGCUAGUUGAUUUGAAAACAAUCCAAAGGAUAAAUACCUCCAAGAUGUGCAGUAAUCAAACAGGCUUUUGUAUAACAUUUGGUUUCCCACUUACUUUAGAGUUAUCUACAAGUCACAUGUUUUGAAUAUGAUUCACAUUGGUUAAGCUCAGUCAACCUAAUGCUGUUGUUCAUUGUAGUUUGUGUAAGAGCACACAGCCUAUCAACAUUAAUUAGUACUGUGCAGCGGCACUGCUAGUUAAAUUAUACCCUUCGUUGGUAAUUUAUCCAUCCUGAUGGUUAUAUCUUUGUAGCUUUCAUUCUUAUCCAUUUGUGUUUGCAUCAUAAUGAGAAUAUGAUCUGUAUCCAAAAGGGAUUUCCACAGCAUUUAUUCACCCUCCCCACUUCUUUCACUUUAUUUUAAAAUAUAUUUUUUAAUUUUAUUACAAUUGAUAGCAGCUUUAAACUAUGUAUAUUUUGUGGACAAUAUUUAAACACACUUAUGCAAACAAAUAGGUUUGGAAUCUAACUGUAUAAUGAGUUUUGAUUGUAAAUAUUGUUGAUCUAUAACUAUAAAAUAAUGGUUCACCACCAUCUGGAGCAAAUAUAUGCCAAUGUCUUGACAGGUGAUAUAUUUUUUUAAAAGUAGUAUAAUCAUGUAAUAUAAUCUUAGUACUAUUUUGCAGUUCAACUCUGACGAUUUUUAAUAAAGUGAUUUUAUAUUA
Molecule: messenger RNA, 3747 nt
Organism: Podarcis muralis (Common wall lizard)
Lineage: Eukaryota; Metazoa; Chordata; Lepidosauria; Squamata; Lacertidae
Gene: XIAP
Product: X-linked inhibitor of apoptosis
Biological process (GO): positive regulation of protein ubiquitination; regulation of cell cycle; positive regulation of canonical Wnt signaling pathway
Cellular component (GO): nucleus; cytoplasm
Molecular function (GO): ubiquitin protein ligase activity; cysteine-type endopeptidase inhibitor activity involved in apoptotic process
Source: RefSeq, a predicted model, not a curated record